Colletotrichum acutatum is the source of this 2046-nucleotide messenger RNA. Its product is annotated as copper amine oxidase. The transcript is spliced from 5 exons. NCBI's taxonomy places the organism in Eukaryota, Fungi, Ascomycota, Sordariomycetes, Glomerellales, Glomerellaceae. Gene Ontology annotation, molecular function: quinone binding; copper ion binding; primary methylamine oxidase activity. The record is from RefSeq and is a predicted model, not a curated record. Gene Ontology annotation, biological process: amine metabolic process. The coding region runs from base 1 to 2046 and encodes 681 amino acids.
AUGGCACCCAUUCCGCACCCCUUGUCCGCCCUGUCUCCGGAAGAGACCAACCGGGCGCGAGACAUUGUUCUUGCAGCGCACGGCGGAUCAGUCCUGGACUUCAGAGUGAUUUACCUGUGGGAGCCGCCAAAAGCAGAUGUGACCAAGUUCCUGGAGCUCGAGCACUCUGGUAAACUCACAGCCUCCUCACCGAGACCAGCGAGAUGCGCACAAGCCUUUUACGAUGUCAUUGGCGGCGCCAGCAAAGCCCAGUAUACCGAGUCGAUUGUAGACUUGGGCCUGGGAAAGAUCGUUGACCAGAAGGUCAUUGGUUCCGAGCACCAAGCAAGUCUGACUGUCUAUGAGUUCGAGACCCUCGCUCAAGCUGUCGAGCGUUCCCCGCUCUUCAAGGAGAAGAUCGCGGAGCUCCAGCUGCCAGAGGGCUUCGAGGUCGUUGUCGAACCGUGGCCCUAUGGCGCACCCGAUGCCGCGGACGGAGACAGCCGCUUCUUCCAGGCCCUAAUCUUCGCCCGUGACACGAGGAGCGGCAACCCGGACUCCAACUUCUACGCCUACCCCCUGCCCCUCAUCCCCGUCAUGAAUGCGCACACCAAGGAGAUUGUGCGCAUCGAUGAGCUGGCUACCGGUGGUAAGGGCGACGCCCUCCAGGGCAAGACACAUAAGCCCACCAUUGUCGACCACUGCCAGGAGAGCGAGUACGUCCCUGAGCUGUUGCCCAACGGCACGCGCAAGGACUUGAAGCCCUUGACUGUUGUUCAGCCCGAGGGUCCUAGUUUCUCCAUCACGGAUGGCAACCUCAUUGAGUGGCAGAAAUGGCGCAUGCGUGUUACCUUUAACCCUCGUGAGGGUGCUGUUGUUCACGAUGUUCGCUAUGAUGGACGUCCGGUUAUGUACCGUCUCAGCAUGAGCGACAUGACUGUACCUUAUGCUGAUCCUCGCCCACCUUUCCACCGCAAGCAAGCCUUUGACUUUGGUGAUGGUGGUCUUGGCAAUGCAGUCAACAACUUGACCCUUGGCUGUGACUGCCUUGGUGUCAUCAAGUACUUUGAUGGUGUUCUCACCGACGCCAAGGGAAGUGCCGUCGAGACCAAGAACGUCAUCUGCCUUCACGAGCAGGACAACGGUAUCAACUGGAAGCACACCAACUGGCGCACCGGCCGUGCCGUCGUCACCCGCCGCCGUGAGCUCGUCAUCCAGUUCAUCAUCACUCUCGCCAACUACGAGUACAUCUUCAACUUCAAGUUCGACCAAGCGGCCGGCAUCGUCGUCGAAGCCCGUGCCACGGGUAUUGUCUCCGUCGUCAACAUUGAUCCCGGCAAGACCGCCCCCUGGGGCAACGUCGUCAGCCCGGGCGCCCUGGCGCAGAACCACCAGCACGUCUUCUGCGUGCGCAUCGACCCCUCCGUCGACGGCAACGAGAACACGGUCGUGCAAGAGGAGAGUCUGCCGCUCAAGAUGGACCAGCGGACGAACCCCAACGGCAACCUGUACGAGGUCAGGCAGACGCCGAUCACGACGUCGGCGGGCUUCGAUGCCGCCCCGAUGAACAACCGCGUCUUCAAGAUCCAGAACCUCAGCAAGCCGAACCCCAUCAGCGGCAAGCCCGUCGGAUACAAGAUCACGCCGCCGGCGACGCAGCUUCUGCUCGCCGACCCCAACAGCGUGCAGUCCAAGCGUGCGCUGUUCGCGCGCCACCACCUCUGGGUUACCAAGUACAAGGACCACGAGCUAUUUGCAGGCGGUCGGUAUACCCUGCAGAGCAAGCUCGAAGUUGGAGGUGUCAGCGAUGCUGCUGACAGGAACGAGGACGUCCUGAACCAGGAUGUUGUCGUCUGGAGCGUGUUUGGUCUGACGCACAACCCUCGUAUCGAGGAUUGGCCUGUCAUGCCCGUCGAGAUGCUGCAAUUGCACAUUACCCCCUCUGAUUUCUUCACUGGAAACCCUGCGCUCGAUGUGCCUUCAAACAAGGACAUUGGCUCUCAAUUGACUUCGGGCAACCAGAGCUGUUGUGCUGAGAAGGAGGCCCCUAUUAAGAGCAACUUGUAA